AUGAGCGUUUGCUCUGGUGCGUCCUCGUUUGGAUGCCUAUCCGACUUGCGCUCGUUGGCGACGCUGAACGACGGCGAGCCGAAUCGUGUCGACCUCUACGUGCCGCCCGUCCUCCGCACCGGGCGCAUCGACCCGCAGGGCUGCCAGAUCACGGCACAGUACAACGAGGCCACCCAGCGCAUGCGCUUCAAGUACCAGCUGUACUGGGAUGAGGUCGGGCUCGGCUCGGCGGCCGCCAGAAACGACAAGUCGCUGCUCUCGAGCAGCCGCGACGUGCGCACAGCCGUCCAGGAUCUGCCGGCCGUGUUGUGCGACGGGCCCUGCGGCAAGGAGUACGCGCCGGAGCACCUUAUUACAAUCGGCCUCUGCGGCCACUACUUGUGCAAUGACUGCUCGCAGCAGAAGACGAAAGGAGGGAUGAUGCGCUGCAUGGCCCCCUCCUGCGACCAGGACUACAAGGACAUGUGCAACAACACGAGCCGUGGUAGUAGUCGCGUCGAGCGGCGGCUGUCGUUAUGUUCGGCGGCCAGCGAGGAGCCCCCGCGCAGCCGCGAUACGGAUGGCUGGCCGAACGAGGGCACCUUGUGCGGCACGCCGAAGCAGUUGCAGUCCCGCCCCGCAACGGCGUUGUACACUGGCCACUCGUCGGACUGGACGCGCACCAUCACCCCGGUGCUCUCCGUCGAGAUGGUCGUCGUCCGCGUGCUCGUCGUCAAGAAAACCGGCUACCACACGGAGCGCAAGCAGGUUUACGAGGGUGAAUACGAAGGCAGCUUCCCGCUUGGUCGCGCCCUGAUGGCCGUGUUCGGCAACUGGGGUGAGGGCAAGGUGUACAUCUGCCACAAGCGCUUCGGGGCCCCAGACCAUCAUCUCGUCGAGCUGGACAUGGCCAAGGAGGCCAAUUCGCCCCUCAACAAGUUCACCGCGAUGACCCGCCGCGGGAUUCUGAACCUGGCCGUCGACUACAGUGGCCGCAUGUUCUCCACGAAGACGUUC
This is a messenger RNA of Mesorhabditis spiculigera, 996 nucleotides long. Lineage: Eukaryota; Metazoa; Nematoda; Chromadorea; Rhabditida; Rhabditidae. The record is from the annotation of a GenBank genome assembly.